AUGGCUACUACCACGGUCAGCAUGACAACCGUUCUGGAGCCACUUCCAAUCAAUGCUCUGAGGAAGAGGCCCCGCAAGACGGAGACAGCGGCCCCGAGCGGGAAGAGGUGGCGCAUCCGCGUGGGUGAGCGCGCAAAGAAUAUCCGAAACCCGAUUCGGGAGAUCAUGGAUACGGUGUCGGGCAAGGAGAAUCCAGCGAAAAAGCUACUGUCGCUGGCACAGGGUGAUCCAACCAGCUACCCGCACCUCCGACCUAGCACUGCAAUGGUUGAUGCCCUGCAGACCGCGGUUGGUUCCGGUCAUUUCAACGGAUACCAGCCGAGUCAGGGAAGUUUGGUCUGCAGGGAGGCCGUAGCUCGAAACUUUAGCGCGCCCGGGCGACCAGCUCUUCAGUCGAAGGACGUCUUCAUGACCUUCGGCUGUUCGGAGGCGCUGUCCCACUGUAUCGCUGCCUUGGCUGCACCUGGCAGUAACAUGCUGCUGCCACGGCCUGGUUUUCCACUGUACUCAGUUCUUUGUGAGUACCACGGCGUUGAGGUGCGAUACUAUGACCUUCUCCCUGAUUGCGGAUGGCAGUGCGACAUUGGGGGCAUUGCCAAGCUCGUGGAUGAGAACACUUGCGCCCUUCUUCUGAACAAUCCUUCCAACCCUUGUGGAGCUGUUUUCACCCGCGAGCAUUUGGUGGCAGUGCUGUCCACUGCAGAGGAGCUUGGGCUCCCUGUGAUUGCGGAUGAGGUCUAUGCAGACAUGAGCUUUUCCAGGCCUUUUGUUGCCUGCGCCGCUGCUACAGCCAGCAUCCCCAUCCUCUCGGUUUGUGCGCUCUCGAAGCGAUGGCUCGCUCCAGGUUGGAGAGUGGGUUGGAUCGCUGUGCACGAUGCGGACGGGGCGCUUGCAGCGGCGGGAGUUCCGGAGACGCUUUUGAAGCUGUGCCAGGUAUCAUUGGGUCCAGCAGCGCCGAUUCAGGGCGCGGUGCCCGAGAUCUUCUCGGCGGCCCCCAGCGGCUGCGAAUGGCACACUGACAUCCUGACAGCGCUGGAGGCCUCAGCGCAAUGCUGUAUGCGGCGUUGCCGCUCCAUUCCGGGCUUAGAGGUCGCCUCAGAGGCCCAGGGCGCCAUGUAUAUGAUGGUUCGUUUGAAGCCUAACGCCCUGGACCUCGGCACAGAUGACGUCCUGCUUGCGAGCAAGCUCCUGGAAGAGGAGUCCGUCGCUAUCCUGCCUGGCCAGUGCUUUGCGGCUCCGGGUUUUUUCCGCGUUGUCUUCGCAGCGCCUGAGAAGGUGCUGGAAGAGGCGUGGGACCGCAUUGAGACGUUUUGCCGCCGCCACAGCCUCAAGGCAUCUUGA
Messenger RNA from Symbiodinium pilosum, 1341 nucleotides. Lineage: Eukaryota; Dinophyceae; Suessiales; Symbiodiniaceae. The record is from the annotation of a GenBank genome assembly.